CCACCGGCCGUCUCGUCUCGUGCGUGCUGGGCUGCGAACUGUGCCGUGCGAGUGCUGCAUCUGCUGCAUCUGCUGCAUCCUGCGACCGCUCCACUGCUGCCUCGCUCUUUUGCCCCAUGCUGCCCUCCGCACGCUCCCCCAGCAUCUGCCCUGUGCUAUCGGCAUAAGCCCGCGCCGCACAUGCCCUGCGCUGCCUGAACUGGACGACUACCACCUCGCCCGUCCCCCCGCUGUCCUGCGCGCCCGUCGCUGCGAGCUGCCGCCAUGAGCUCGUUCUUCGGCCGCCUCAAGUCGGGCGCUGCCCCGGCCAGCCCAGCCACCGGCCACCCGGUCGCAAAGAAGGACCCCAACGCGCCCGAGCCGACGCCGCUGGAGAAGCUGCUGGCGAACGCCGGCCCUCUGCGCGGCGACGGCAGCGACAAGUUCUUCGGCUUCGAGAACUUUGGAAGCACCUGCUACUGCAACUCGGUCGUGCAGUGUCUCUACUACUCUGUGCCCUUUCGCGAGCAGGUCAUUAACUUCCCCGCCCGCUCCGCCCCCGAGUCCCUCGAACGCCCCCAGUCCCUCCCGCGCAUCAACACCAACCUCCAGAAUGGCCCGCAGUCGGCGCUCUCGCCAACAGGGCGAAACUCGCUGUCCAGUCCGACGUCGAAAGCGCCAGGCAAGCCCGCCACCACACCAGGCGCCCCCGGGCAGCCCCCCAAGCCUGAAGACAGCAAGGACUCGCCCGAAUACAAGAAGAAGCAGGCCUUGGCUGCUGGCCCCGUCCUGACCAUGGACUACGAGAACGCCAAGGCCUACGGCAUGUCCGAGUCGUUGUUCACAUCGCUGAAAGACAUCUUCGAGGCAGUAAUAGCGCACCAGUCGCGCAUGGGCGUAGUCAGCCCACACAAGUUCCUCGAGAUCCUGCGACGAGACAACGAGAUGUUCCGUACGCCAAUGCACCAGGACGCACACGAGUUCCUGAACCUGUUGCUGAACGAAGUCGUUGAGAACGUAGAGCAGUUCUCCAAGUCGCGGAUAACGGAAGUUGGCGAGACCGAGCAGAACGGAGUAGUCGCACCUGCGACGAACAACAACAACAUGAACACAGGCUGGGUCCACGAGCUCUUCGAGGGCACACUUACAUCUGAGACGAGGUGUCUGACGUGCGAGAAUACCUCUCAGCGAGACGAGGCGUUUUUGGACUUGUCUGUCGAUCUCGAACAGCACUCAUCAGUGACCAGCUGUCUGCGAAAGUUUUCAGAAGAAGAGAUGUUGUGCGAGCGCAACAAGUUCCACUGCGACAACUGCGGAGGCUUGCAAGAAGCGGAAAAGAGAAUGAAGAUCAAACGACUACCGAAGAUCUUAGCGUUGCACCUAAAGCGUUUCAAGUAUACGGAGGAUCUGCAACGGCUACAGAAGCUCUUCCACCGCGUAGUAUACCCGUACUAUCUCCGACUAUUCAACACCACAGACGACGCCGAAGACCCAGACAGGUUAUACGAGCUGUACGCAGUCGUCGUCCAUAUUGGUGGCGGACCUUACCACGGCCACUAUGUAUCGAUCAUCAAGACGCAAGACCGUGGCUGGCUUUUGUUCGAUGACGAGAUGGUCGAGCCUGUCGAUAAAGCCUACGUGCGCAACUUUUUUGGUGGCGAGAACGUACUUGCAUGUGCUUAUGUCCUCUUUUACCAAGAGACAACGGAAGAAGCUAUGAUGAAGGAGCAAGAGGCCGACGCCCGCGAGGCUGCUGCGAAGCAGGCCUCAGAGCUGAACCCCGAAGCCGUCGCAGUCGCCACAUCACCAAAGACAAACGGUGCGCCAAAUGGCUUCGGUCACGCACAUCGUCUGUCCGCAGCGCAGACACCCACAAUUGAGGAGGAGGACCAAUUCGCGAGUCUGAAUCACGCUGCUACCGCUCCUGCGCUCCAUUUUACAGAGCACGCCCACCCUGUCGAACAUGUCAGCACCAACAUCCCCGUCCUUAGCGCAAAGAAGAGUAACGCUGGACUCGGUUUGUUCGGCAAGAAGAACAAGGCUGAAGAUAAGGAGCGCAAAGCCGCCGAGAAGGAGCUGGAGGCACAAGCCAAGGCGAAACGGAAAGAGAUGGAGCAGCAGCGUCGCAACAACUACAAGAGGCAGGAGGAGGAACUGCAAGCGGCGCUGGCAGCAAGCAAAGAAACGGCGGCAGAAGAGAUCAAGAAGCGCGGCACCGAGGACAACUCUGCUGCUCCAGGCCCACCAAAGGAAGCUAAUGGCACCGGUGGCUUGGGUAAAGCAUCUGGAUUGAGCAGAUUCAGGCACAGCAGCAUAAGUUUGAAGGGCAAGCCCAAAUUCUGGGGUAGCAAAGACAAGGGAGAAGGCAAUGGCGAUGAGGCAGCUGGGAAUGGAGAUGAGCCAAAGGCGCAUGGGCUGGGCAGGAAGAAGAGCGUGUUCAAGUUUUAGGCAUCAUACCAUUGCCAUUGGAUCAUAUUGAUGGGGCUUAAGAGCGGGAAUGACGAUGGUAUAGAGGUGCUGACAGGGUUGCGUAUCCCAGCAGAGCAUUCGUGUAUGAUCAUCUCGCAGCGCGGCUCGGCCCUAGAGAACAGAGCAAUUCUCGUCAUAUUGACCUAGCUUUGUCAAGUCUCCUUCGGGCGCAAGAUGUGAUGCUCAGUAACAGUCUGUG
Messenger RNA from Didymella exigua CBS 183.55, 2647 nucleotides. RefSeq names its product cysteine proteinase. The record is from RefSeq and is a predicted model, not a curated record. NCBI's taxonomy places the organism in Eukaryota, Fungi, Ascomycota, Dothideomycetes, Pleosporales, Didymellaceae. Gene Ontology annotation, biological process: protein deubiquitination. Gene Ontology annotation, cellular component: nucleus; cytosol. The transcript has 4 exons. Gene Ontology annotation, molecular function: cysteine-type endopeptidase activity; cysteine-type deubiquitinase activity. The coding region runs from base 265 to 2427 and encodes 720 amino acids.